GAGUGUGUUUCUCUGUGGACGUGUUAGGUCUAUAAGUGACAGUGCAGUAUGGUGACUAGAUUGCUCGUAUAGUGUAGCCAGGCCUAACCUUGUUAUAUUGUGUUUUGAAAGAGGUAUAAGAACAAGAUGUUUGCUCAGUGAACAAAUAAGUUCGCUGGCCACUAAGGAUAUGAACUGACUGAUAACAUGGAGCAACUGACCCAUUCUAAGUAGGUCCUCAAAUCCAAAACUUCUCUCUCAUAUCCUGUGAUUGUGUCACCUAGUUGUCUUUGUGGAAGCCGAGACUGCUUCUGGCACUACCUCCUAGACUACUUUAAUAGGCACUGCUGAUUUCUAACCUCUUGGCCCCUCUUAUAGUUAUUCUUCAAACUUUGUUCUAAACUUUCCUCCAGUGAUAACAGGAGAAUCUUUCCGUGGACACACAUCUGCAAACGUUAUUUUGGCCCCAGAAAACAUUACUUGAAAGUACGCACAGGGAAAAGUUAUGGUGGAAAAACCAAUCCAGCAUAUAACAGCAGAGGCACACGCCAUGCUGGGUUCCUUUUUGUGCUCUCAGCAACGAAUAACCCAUAUGGGUUCACCUUGGAAUAUAAUAACAAUCCACUGUGCACAAUGAGGUGGCGUGUGGAUGAAUACAAGCAGCAGCAGCAGUGGUCAGUCACAGCACUGGUGUAGUGUGGAUGAAUACAAGCAACAGCAGUGGUCAGUUACACACUAGUGUUGAUGAAUACAAGCAACAACAGUGGUCAGUUAAACACUAGUGUUGAUGAAUACAAGCAACAACAGUGGUCAGUUAAACACUAGUGUUGAUGAAUACAAGCGACUCAGUGGUCAGUUACACACUAGUGUUGAUGAAUACAAGCGACUCAGUGGUCAGUUACACACUAGUGUUGAUGAAUACAAGCAACAGCAGUGGUCAGUUACUAGUGUUGAUGAAUACAAGCAACUCAUUGGUCAGUUACACACUAGUGUUGAUGAAUACAAGCAACUCAGUGAUCAGUUACACACUAGUGUUGAUGAAUACAAGCAACAGCAGUGAUCAGUUGCACACUAGUGUUGAUGAAUACAAGCAAUAACAGUGGUCAGUUAUUAGUGUGGCUGAAUAUAAGCAACAACAGUGGUCAGUUACACUAGUGUUGAUGAAUACAAACAACAACAGUGGUCAGUUACUAGUGUGGCUGAAUACAAGCAACAACAGUGGUCAGUUACUAGUGUGGCUGAAUACAAGCAACUCAGUGGUCAGUUACACACUAGUGUUGAUGAAUACAAGCAACAACAGUGGUCAGUUACACACUAGUGUUGAUGAAUACAAGCAACUCAGUGGUCAGUUACACACUAGUGUGAAUGAAUACAAGCAACAGUGGUCAGUUACAACACUUGUGUGGAUGAAUACAAGCAACAGCAGAAAACAGAGCAGGGUGUAGAUGACUGCAAGGAGCAGCAGAAGGAGAGACUGGAGAGAGGAACCACCUGAUGGGAACAGUGAUGAACAGAGAGUGAGAGUGCGGCGUUAUCGCUGGUUAAUGUGCGGAAUCAAGAAAAUGAAAAAUAAAAAGAAUAUUUUAACGGAAGAAGUUGCAAUGCUUCACCAUGCAGGAGACAACGUGGAGAGUAAUGUCAACACCUGGGAGGGGUCUGACCCGAGAUUGCAGACAUGCCGAGGGAAGUUACAAAACCGCCGCUCAAAACUCAAUCAGGAGAUCAACAAGGAACUUAUGUUGAGAGCUGGAGCUGAGAACCUCUACAAGUGAGUACUACCUCUAGGUCUUGAAGCUUAAGGCUGUCAAAGUUUUGCACACUGACAGGAUUGCUGUCAGUUUCUUUCUGUCCCAUGGACACAGUUUCAAGUCUUACAAACUUUUUACAUUCAGUAAACACUUCUUGCUUAUACAUUUAUAUACGAAUGUGCGUGAAUAUAUAGUUGAACUGUAAAUGAAAAAGAAAGAUUUAGAAAGGGUAGGAAAUGUUUGGACCAAGUGUUUGCACAUAAACAAUACACAGAUAAAUGUAAGUAUUUCUUUGUCGCAUUUAUAGAUUUAGAAAAGGUGUAUGAUAGGGUGGAUAGAAUUGCAGUGUAGUUGGUAUUGCAAAUAUACGGAAUAGUGUUAGAUUAUUGAAAGAUAUGAAGUGAUUUUAUGAGAAGAGUGAGGCUAAGGUUAGCUUAUGCAAGUGAGAUGGGAACAAUUGUCCAGCACAAUUAGACCUUAAACAGGAAUGUGGGAUUUACCGUCGUUGUUUAAUGUGUUUAUGAGGUUGUAUAAGACGCAUAUGCUGGUAAAGUGUGGCCUGCAAUUAUAGUGAAUCAUUUUUGUUGACACGUUUUUUUGGAGGAUUCGUAAGAAA
Cherax quadricarinatus is the source of this 2343-nucleotide messenger RNA. The record is from RefSeq and is a predicted model, not a curated record. Lineage: Eukaryota; Metazoa; Arthropoda; Malacostraca; Decapoda; Parastacidae.